Messenger RNA from Podarcis muralis (Common wall lizard), 1360 nucleotides. The record is from RefSeq and is a predicted model, not a curated record. NCBI's taxonomy places the organism in Eukaryota, Metazoa, Chordata, Lepidosauria, Squamata, Lacertidae.
CACAGUGGGGAGAAUCCCUAUCAGUGCUUUGAAUGUGGAAAGAGUUUCACCUGCAAGGAAAGCCUCAUUUCCCACCAAAGAAUUCAUACAGGGGAGAAACCAUAUCAAUGCUUAGAAUGUGGAAAGAGCUUCACUUGGAAGGUAAAUCUUACUUCCCAUCAAAGAAUUCAUACAGGGGAGAAACCGUAUCAGUGUUUGGAAUGUGGAAAGAGAUUCACCCAGAAGGAAGGUCUCACUUCCCAUCAAAGAAUUCAUACUGGGAAGAAACCAUAUCAGUGCUUAGAAUGUGGCGAGAGCUUCGCCUGGAAAGUAAGUCUCACUUCCCAUCAAAUAAUUCAUACAGGGGAAAAACCAUAUCAAUGUUUGGAAUGUGGAAAGAGCUUCAGUCGGAACUCCCAUCUCACAUCACAUGGAAGAAUUCACAGAGGCGAAGAGCCAUAUCAGUGCUUGGAAUGUGGAAAGAGCUUCAUUCGGAAGGAUAAUCUCACUUCCCAUCAAAGAAUUCACAGCGGAGAGAAACCCUAUCAGUGCUUGGUAUGUGGAAAGAGCUUUAGUCGGAAAGAAAGUGUCACUUCCCAUCAAAGAAUUCAUACAGGGGAGAAACCAUAUCAGUGUUUGGAAUGUGAAAAGAGCUUCAAUCAGAACACCCAUCUCAUUUCCCAUCAAAGAAUUCAUACGGGGGAGAAACCAUAUCAGUGCUUGGAAUGUGGAAAGAGCUUCAGUAAGAGGGCGCAUCUCACGGCCCAUCAAAGAAUUCACACUGGGGAGAAACCAUAUCAGUGUGUUGAAUGUGGAAACAGCUUCAAUUCCAAGGGGACUCUCACUUCCCAUCAAAGAAUUCAUACAGGGGAGAAACCAUAUCAGUGCUUGGAAUGUGGAAAGAGAUUCAACCAAAAGGAAAAUCUCACUUCCCAUCAAAGAAUUCAUACAGGGGAAAAACCGUAUCAGUGUUUGGAAUGUGGAAAGAGAUUCAGUCGAAAUUCCCAUCGCACUUCCCAUCAAAAAACUCACAGCAGGGAGAAACCAUAUCAGUGCUUGGAAUGUGGAAAGAGAUUCACCUGGAAAGGAAGUCUCACUUCACAUGAAAGAAUUCAUACAGGGGUGAAACCAUUAAAAUGCUUGUGAUGUGGAAACAACUUCAAUUCCAAGGGGAAUCCCGUGGUCCAUCGAAGAAUUCAUACAGGGGAGAAACCAUAUCAGUGCUUGGAAUGUGGAAAGAACUUCAGUAAGAGCACCAAGCUCACGUCCCAUUAAAUAAUUCACCGUGGGGAGAAUCAUAGAAUUGUAGCAUUGGAAGGGACCCUAAGGUUAAUCUCUUGUCUUUGUCCAUGGAGUUUUCCUGGCAGGCAUACUGGAGUGG